Messenger RNA from Lotus japonicus, 3835 nucleotides. RefSeq names its product ubiquitin carboxyl-terminal hydrolase 16-like. Lineage: Eukaryota; Viridiplantae; Streptophyta; Magnoliopsida; Fabales; Fabaceae. The transcript has 11 exons. Gene Ontology annotation, biological process: protein deubiquitination. Bases 309 to 3719 code for a protein of 1136 amino acids. The record is from RefSeq and is a predicted model, not a curated record. Gene Ontology annotation, cellular component: nucleus; cytosol. Gene Ontology annotation, molecular function: cysteine-type endopeptidase activity; cysteine-type deubiquitinase activity.
ACCGAAUUGCUUGUAGUCAUUGUCCGAAUCUAACCACGAGACUUGCGUUUCGCACAUUCGCUCCGUCCUUUUCAAUUUUCAGUAAGCAUCUUGAGUUUACUUGCGAACACGGAACAACACAACAAUGCAAUUCUCAUCUUCCAAAUUCGACUCUCCUCGUUAAUCUCACCGCCACGGCCUUCUGCGCCGCCGUAACCGUCACCGUCCGAUCAACGCAACCGCCGAGACUGGGUUUGACUUGAGGGGACUUCUCUCGGUGAUGUAGUAGCGUGUUAGCGGUGUGUCGCUGGAUGUGUGAGGGGGGAUAAAUGCGUGUCACCGGGGAUCUAGGGUUUUCGAGCCUGGUCCUUGUGGUGGUGGUGGUUGUUUGCGCCGUGAUCGGUUUCGUGAUUCGCCGGAAAUGGCAGCUGUCGGUGGCUAGAAGCGAGGAGAUCCAGAGGCUGUUGAUUCUUGCUGCGGAGGAAACUGCCAGGGUUGAGAGAGAGGCUUCGUUUGUGUACGGCGAGGUGGUGGAUUCUGCUGCGCAUAACAACCAUCAAUGCGCUCUCUGCUAUUUCCCCGCCACCAAGCGUUGCGCUCAGUGCAAAUCCGUUCGUUACUGUUCUUCUGAGUGUCAAACAGUUCAUUGGCGUCAAGGUCACAAAUUUGAGUGUCAUCUUCCCAGCAAAACUCACCAGAGUGAUGAUGUGAUAAGUGAUCUUCGCAAGAAGGUAGCAGAGAAAGACUACUCUGGAAUCCAUUGUGAGAAGUCUGAAAUUGAAGGUACAGAACAUAAAACAUACUCGGGAAGAUUCUCGGUUUCUGAUAUCGGCUUUUCUCCUGAAGUUUCAUUAGGAAAGGAUGAUGAUGUUAGAGUUGAGUCCCUUGCAGAGGCAAAUCUAACCGAUUCUAAUUCUGAAUUAUCCAGUAACUCAUUUUCUGGAUUCUCUGCUUCCCCAAGUUCUAGUGAUUCAUCUGAUGAUUCCUCUACCUGUGAGAGUGUCAUCUCAAAUGAGCAUGAGAAAUCAGAGGCCCAUACUUUUGUUGUUUCAUCCCUUGAUAUUCCUGAUAAAACUUCAGGUCAUAAUGGCAUGGGUGAAGUCAUGUCUUCUUCACCAAAGUUUGCAAGUUUGGUUGAUUCUGUAGAUGAUUUUUCCACAAUGCACAAAUUAAAUCAUAUUACACCUGGUUUUAGUAAAGAAGAGAGGAAGCUUGCAUCAAAUGUGACUUCAGGCUUGAGUAUGUCAAAGGGGACGAAAAUUGAGAAUUCUACAGUGGAUUCUGGAUUUUGGGAUAAAACUCUUGAUUUGAGAGGGAUUAAAGCUAAUGCUAAUGAUGACACCAUUGAUAAGACUGAUCCUGGAUCUUCAUUUCACUUUUCAUUCAGUGGCAUACCUCCUUUGCAUGUACUAGGGACCAAGGCAAAGGAUUCUGUGCCUAAUGAUUCUUUUCCAAACUCUGUUAGAAACAAUUUGCCACUACCAGGAUCAGUAUCAUCAGCGAAUGACAGCGUGAAUUCUUCAAAGAUGAGGAAUCUCUCUGUGAUCAACAGCAAAGAGUCCAAUGUUAUGAGCCAUAAUACUCCUAUCUGUUCUGAGUCUAAUCAAUUGGAAUCUCAAGACAGCUCUGGGCCACCUUUACCUUCUUUCUCCUCUCAAUCCUCUAGUGUUGGCAAAAAUUCAGUUUGUGCAGAUGCUUUUAGCAUCCAUAACUCGCAAUCAGCUGGCUCAAAGGUAUCAAAUCGUGUUGUGGAAAACCAUGGAAGCACCCUGAAGUCCACUGAUAUUAGAAGCCUGACAGGUGAACCUGAUUCUAAUUUAGCUUCUAGAACUGAAAGGCACUCACAUUCCAGUAUGAAACAUGGGAAGAAUGGCAUUGAAUCUGGCACUUCCUCCAAGGUUGCUAACUGUUCUGCAAAUUCUAAGAGCGGCUUGAAAAUGUCUGUAUUGAAAGUAGUUGAUCAGUUUAGGGGAUCCAAUUUGUCAAAGCACUUCCCACUAGCUGUCGGUAAUGAUAUUGCUGGAAGAUACAAUGACAAGGGUAUUUUUCCAUAUGAAUUAUUUGUCAAGCUUUAUAACUUGAACAAGGUGGAGUCGCGCCCAUUUGGUCUUAUAAAUUGUGGAAACAGUUGUUAUGCUAAUGCUGUUCUUCAGUGCUUAGCAUUUACACCACCUCUGACUGCUUAUUUGCUUCAAGGACUGCAUUCUAAAUCAUGUGCAAAUAAAAAAAGGUGUUUCACCUGUGAAUUUGAAAGCUUGAUUUUGAAGUCAAAGGACACGAAAUCUCCCCUGUCUCCUAUUGGCAUACUCUCUCAAUUACAGAGCAUUGGGAGUCAGCUUGGCAAUGGCAGAGAAGAAGAUGCACAUGAAUUUCUGAGGCAUGCUAUUGAUACAAUGCAAUCGGCUUGCCUUGUGGAAGCUGGGAUUAAAGCAUCAGGUUCAUUGGAAGAAGACACAACUUUAAUGGGUCUAACAUUUGGAGGCUACCUUAGAUCAAAGAUAAAAUGCAUGAAAUGUGGCGGGAAGUCUGAGCGUCACGAAAGGAUGAUGGAUCUGACUGUUGAGAUUGAAGGGGAGAUAACCACCCUAGUGGAGGCCCUUCGGCGGUUUACAAGCACCGAGGCUUUGGAUGGAGAAAACAAGUACCACUGUGACAGGUGUAAAUCUUAUGAGAAGGCCAAGAAGAAGCUGACAAUUUCGGAGGCACCCAAUGUUCUUACAAUUGCAUUAAAGAGAUUUCAGUCCGGAAAAUUUGGCAAACUCAACAAGCCUAUUCAAUUUCCUGAAAUACUUGACUUGGCACCUUUUGUGAGUGGGACUAGUGAUAAAUCACCCAUAUACAGAUUGUAUGGGGUAGUUGUUCACUUGGAUAUUAUGAAUGCUGCUUUCUCUGGUCACUAUGUGUGCUAUGUUAAGAAUAUUCAAAACAAGUGGUUCAAGGUUGAUGACAGUGUGGUGACAGCUGUUGAAUCUGAGAGAGUGUUAACGAAAGGAGCUUAUAUGCUUUUUUAUGCAAGGUGCUCGCCAAGGGCUCCAAGAUUAAUCAGGAACAGGAUACUAUCCCCAGAUUCGAAAAGCAAAGUCAAUGGAAAGACUCUUGCAACGAAAGCAAGACAUGUACCUAUAAGUUCUGGUGCUGCUAUGAGUAGUUCGAUUUCUCCAGAUGGCUCACCCGCUUUAGAGUCUUUCUAUUCAAAGUUUCACCAACUGAAAGGGAUUUUACAAGAAGACUCAUCAAGUGAUAGUUCAUCCCUUUUCAGCAGCAAUUCUGAUGAAGGAUCUUGCAGUACUGAAAGUAGGCGUGAUUCAACCAGCAUUGAUGACUUCUCUGACUAUAUUUUUGGUGAUUCAGGACGUGGCUGGAGUAGCCUGUGGAGGAAUUCGGAUUCUGACACAUCGUCAACCUCCUCAUCCCCCUUGAACUUCAGACAUUCGCCCCUGUCGGAUAUGGACCGGUAUGAUUCAGUUUCUCCAGUUGCAACUGGUUUGCGAAUUCCCACAGGUUCAAGUUCUGAGAUAGAUGGUCCUUCACACAGGAGCAGAGAGAUGGAUGUUGAGAGGAAAGGGGUAGGUGACAGUUCACUGCAUAGAAAGUUAGAUAGUGGUAGGGUUAGCAGCAGCAGUAGUAGUAGUAGUAGUAGUAGUAGGGAGACUGACUCGUUUCUGAAACUAAGAACUGACCAUUUUAAUGAUGUAAACACUAAUUUAUCAUGUAGAAAAUCAAGGAAGAGAACAGAUUGAGUUUUAAUCAAUAGGCAGCUACGGUGCCGUACAUAAUGUAAUCUUGGAUGUGGCAUUUCUUUUGGAAAGAAAUUAGCUACAUCAUUUUGCCAAUAACUUACCAUGAUGUAGGUAUA